UUAACUGAUGCAUUGGUAAAUGACAUUGAGCAAUUUGCAAAUCAUGCGGAACGAUUACGUCAAUCACUUGAUCCUUCCACCAAUACGAACGAUGGUAAGUCAAUGUGUGUAUCAGUACAUUCGGCACUUUCAUUGGUAUCACAAACGGUCCGUGAUUUAUUGGUCCGUUAUCCGGCUUUCAAAACAACUCAUGUUUUACUACCUGCUAGUCAACUGAUUCAUAGUGUUAAAGAAUUAAAUUUCGAUAAUUCAAAUAUUGAUGCAUCACGAACUCUUGCAUGUUUAGAGAAACUUGAAGCAGCUAUUGGUAAUACUCUCAAGCAGUCCUUGCGACCACGAACAACGUCAAAAUAUACAACAGCUACGUUAGGUCACAAAAGUAAACAUGUUCGUUAA
Acanthocheilonema viteae is the source of this 396-nucleotide messenger RNA. NCBI's taxonomy places the organism in Eukaryota, Metazoa, Nematoda, Chromadorea, Rhabditida, Onchocercidae. The record is from the annotation of a GenBank genome assembly.